CGAAAUCAUGCAUUGACGCUCCCCACGUCUGGAAUACUCGCAUUCAAUUCCGGAUACCCUAGCUGGAAGAUGUCCACUUAUUUGACACGCCCACAGCGCCAGUCUUGCGCAACAGAGGACCAUUGGAAAAUUGCCAUGUGUUUCUUCUUGGUUCUCGCUCUGGCAUCGCCUGCUUUUGCCGCCGUGUCGUUGUCUACGACAAAUGAUCUCUUCAAGGCGCUUGCAGAGCGGCGUGUGAAGCCACCGGAACCUCCAGUUUGUUGUCUGAGGCCGUUGCCGUCAUCGGAGCCCAUUCAGGACGAGAUGCUUCUGUCUUUCGAGGAGUGGAAAGAGAAGCAAACAGUUAAACAAGCGGAGCAACAGCAGGGCAAAAAAACUCAAGACAAGGACGCUAACGGGAACGAGUGGACGUCCGAACGAGGGGAUAACCCAUCCGCUGCUCCGGCCGAGGUCUUCACGCACAGUGCACCCUUGGACGCACCUCACUUCCGCGUCCCAAUAACAGACCGUUUCAACUACGCUAGUAUGGACUGCUCUGCGCGCGUUCAUACCUCUCAUCGCUCAGCCAAAUCCCCGGCGUCGAUUUUGUCUUCAAAACGCGACAAAUACAUGCUCAGUCCGUGCAAAGACCAAAAGCAGUACAUAGUCGUGGAACUCUGCGAGGACAUUAGAAUCGACACAGUCCAAUUGGCCAAUUUCGAGUUCUUCAGUGGAGUAUUCAAGAAGUUCACGGUCAGCGUGUCAAAGACGUAUACGACCGAUCCCGAGGGAUGGACGGUCGCUAGCACACAUACAGCAAAGAACAUAAGAGUGGUACAGUCAUUUCAUCCACCGACAUCCCUACGAGACUUUUACCGCUACAUAAGAAUCGACUUCCAUUCACAUUACGGCAACGAGUUCUACUGUCCCAUCUCCCUGCUUCGAGUCUAUGGCCUGACGCAUCUGGAGGAAUAUAAAUGGGAGAUUUGGGAAGACGAAAGUCGGGCCAAACGUGGCGAAAUUGCUGCACCAACUGUGCCUCUCGAGGUGAACGAGCCCGAGCCUGCUGUCGCCCCGGAGCCAGUGCGUAUUCCACCUUCCUAUGCCGAGUUCAUGGAUGCAGCCGCGACAGAACUGGAGAGCACGAAACAUCCUGAAACAUCAGUGGAAACAUCAUCGGAGAUCGCGCAGCAUCUGACGUUGCACGGGCACUGCGGAGGCAAUGCCGACGACGUUUGUCAACCAGAGCCGACCUCUGUUUCAACCACUGCGCCGUCUGGAGGAGAAUCCAUCUACCGCACAAUCAUGAAUCGAUUGACUGCACUGGAGGCCAAUCACACACUAUACGCGCGAUAUGUUGAGGAGCAUACGAGUGCUGUUCGAGAGAUGCUUCGCCGGGUCGGCGAAGAUCUCGGUCGGGCAGAAGGUGUGGGCAAAGCCCAAGCGCAACUGCUUGCGCGGUCCUUGCGAGAUUGGGAACGCCAGCAAAUGAGCACCCAUAUUGAAUAUUUGGAACUUCUCCGCAAAGUGCAAUAUCUGUCUGACGAGAUUGUAUUGGAGAAACGAUUGGGUGUUGCGCAGCUCUUGCUGCUGCUUGCUGUUCUUAUCUUUAUGAGCCUCACCCGAGGUUCCCGGGGGGAACCAGUCAUCGCGCCUUCGUCGUCCAUCCGAUCUUGGGGCCGGCGUCAUCUCAGCCUUGGAAGAUUAGGUAGCGGAGAAUGGGAUUGGGUUGGCAAGCUCAAGUCGAGGAGCCACAGUCCACCUGAACUGCCGACAUCGAAGCAAGACUCACCCGCCAAGGUGGUUUUUCCAUCGCGUUCUGAAGACCAAGCGGAUGUCUCGAAGCACAGGCCCCCUCGACUGAAUCUCUCUCUCACGAGGUCUCGCACCGGAGCCUCGGAAACGGCACCGUGAGGCUGGAGAGUCCGAGGUUACGGACACCUCGACGGCCAGGGACACCCACACGACACCUGGCGUCCAUUCCACUCACUCAUUCCAUCUCUCAUGGAUCGCAUGCACCGCGAAGUGCAAGAAAAUGGGCCAGGACAGCUCAUCUGCACGAGCUUCGGCUGGGCUCUGGAACGAAGAG
Messenger RNA from Mycena citricolor, 2068 nucleotides. NCBI's taxonomy places the organism in Eukaryota, Fungi, Basidiomycota, Agaricomycetes, Agaricales, Mycenaceae. The record is from the annotation of a GenBank genome assembly.